Molecule: messenger RNA, 1410 nt
Organism: Fragaria vesca subsp. vesca
Lineage: Eukaryota; Viridiplantae; Streptophyta; Magnoliopsida; Rosales; Rosaceae
Exons: 4
Coding region: 1-1410 (469 amino acids)
Biological process (GO): regulation of DNA-templated transcription
Molecular function (GO): DNA binding; DNA-binding transcription factor activity
Source: RefSeq, a predicted model, not a curated record
AUGGGCGCAGCAUCACCUUCUGAACUAACCCUUGAGUGCAAGCCUCACAGCUAUUCCAUGCUCCUCAAAUCAUUUGGCGACCAUCAUCACCAGGCUGCGUCAACAACACAGAAUCAUGACCUGAAGCAGCUAGAAGAGAUCCUCUCUCGUCUUGAAGAAGAGCGUCUCAAGAUCGAUGCCUUCAAGCGCGAGCUUCCUCUCUCCAUGCAGCUCCUCACUACCGCUGUGGAGGCAUCAAGGCAGCAGCUACAAGCUUACAGAUCAUCGUCGGCAAAUAACCAAGGGCCAAUCAGGCCUGUACUUGAAGAGUUCAUCCCUCUUAAACAUUCAAACUCUGAAGGCCCAGAGAAACAAACAAAUAGUUCUGAUAAGGCAAACUGGAUGACCUCUGUCCAACUAUGGAGCCAAGCUGAUGCAACCAAACCAAAAGAACAAGGUGAUAUGGGGUUCAAUGUCAGCCCCAAGCUAGCCCUAGACACCAAGCAGCAAAGAUCUUAUGGAGGAGGAGCCUUCCAUCCAUUUUCCAAAGAUAUUCGCAACUCCGGUCCGUCACCGAAUCUGCAACCUCUUCCGGAGUUGGCUCUCGGCUCCCCGGAGAACAACACCGGCCAGAAUAUGGAUCAGGACAAGAAGUGCUCCGAGUUAGGUGAGAAUGGUAUUAACUUAGGUGUGGUUAGUACUACUCAAGAUCAACAAGGCAAGACUACUGAAGGCCAAACAAGUACUAUCACCACCACCAACACCAACACAAGUACUCAAAACAGUAGUCACAGGAAGGCAAGGCGGUGCUGGUCGCCGGACUUGCACCGGAGAUUCGUUAGCGCCCUUCAAAUGCUUGGUGGUUCUCAAGUGGCCACACCAAAACAAAUCAGGGAGCUCAUGAAGGUUGACGGUUUGACCAAUGAUGAAGUUAAAAGUCAUCUGCAGAAGUACAGGCUCCAUACUAGACGGCCCAGCCCAAGCCCACAGGCAGCCGGAGGCCCAACGCCGCAGCUGGUGGUCCUAGGUGGCAUCUGGGUUCCACCGGAGUAUGCCACGGGAGGUCACAAUGGGCCCACGGCCCUCUACAGCCCAGCCUCCCACGCUCCUACACACUACUGUGCAACCCCAAUGCCACAAGACUUCUACACCACGGCACAGCAGCCACCACAGUCAGGUCACCACCAGCUGCACCACCACACGCUCCACCACCAGCUCCACGUGUACAGAGCCGGCACAACAUCCCGAACCCAAAGCUCGCCGGAGUCGGACCUGAGAGGAAAUGGUGACCGGUCCGAGAGUAUUGAAGAUGGAAAGUCUGAGAGUGGGAGCUGGAAGGCUGGGACUGAGAGCGGUGAGAAAGGCAUGGCUUCCCGGAGAUCCGAAGACCGUGAGGAAAGCAAUGGAAGUCAGAUCACACUCAAGUUCUGA